CACACCACUCGAUUUCUUGCCAUCCAUUGAAGCCCAAGGUUUACCGUCCAAUACCUCACAAUUUAUUGCUUGCGACAAUUUUGGGCUGAGCCAAAAAGAGACCCGGUGAAUAUAUCUCAAUGGUAGUUGAUAGAUCAUGGCCCCUACUGCAAAUAGAACCCUCGACGGCCACAAGCUACUAGUGCUCCUCGGAGUAACAGGACCGCCAAAGUCGCUACUUGGCACGGUAUUCCGACUCGAGUGGAUAGCAGAGCUUAAAGAUCUGUUUCCUGGCCUGGAAAUUGUCACUGUCAGAGACGUAGCAUGGAAUACGCCAUCAUUCCAGAAGAAAUUCCCGGAUGAAGAGUGGAAGGAUGUCACUAUCCUCGUCACCGGGAGUGCAUUGCCAACAGCGGACAUUGCUCCAAAGCUGGAGUAUGUGCAACUUCAGAGUGCUGGUGCGAACCAUGUUCUCGAUCAUCCUCUGAUACGAGAAACAAAUGUCGCUCUCUGUACAGCUAGUGGUGUGCAUGGGCCACAGAUAGCUGAGUGGGUAGUAACAACAUUUUUAGCCUUCCAACAUCAAAUUACUCGAUACGUUGAUAUCCAGCGCCAAAGCCGGUGGCAGAAGUUGGCAGAGCCCGUGAAUGACGCGGUUCAACAGCGAGUUGGCAUUCUUGGGUACGGCGCCGUCGGUCGCCAGGUAGCUCGAGUCUUGAAAGCAUUAGGCAUGGAUGUCUACGCGUGUACUUUACACCCGCGUCUCUCGCCUGAGUCGCGCAGAGAUGAGACUUAUACGCCAGCAGGCCUCGGUGACCCUGAAGGCAUCUUGCCUAGCAAAUGGUUCUCGGCUGAGAAUACCGAAGGCUUACAUGGGUUUCUGAGCUCCGGCCUCGAUCUACUUGUCAUUACUCUUCCAUUGACACGGAACACGCGGGGUCUCAUCUCACGAAGCGAAUUAGCUUUGCUUGCUAAACAGAAGACAUUUGUUUCAAAUGUCGGCCGGGGAGAGAUCAUCAAAACAGAUGACUUGAUUGACGCGCUUGAAGACGGCGUAAUCCGCGGAGCUGCACUUGAUGUGACAGAUCCUGAACCAUUACCAGAUGGCCACCGUUUGUGGAGCACGAAGAAUCUGUUCAUUUCACCGCACGUCAGUGGAGAUUCUAGUGCUUACGCCCAAAGGGUAUAUGAGGUCCUCAAGUAUAACCUCGUUCGGCUCAGUGAAGGAAGAGAGCUCACGAACAAAGUGAACAGAAAUGAAGGAUAUUAAAGAGCUCUAUGCGAUACAUGCCGGGUCCAUCACUUCCUUAUGUAUAUAUCGGACAUUGGCUUUUUCUAUGGCCGACGCUAUGCUGUUCACUAUUGAAAACAAAGCGUACUUCAAUCAGCUGGCGCAGCCUUUUUAAAAGGCCGAUUCCUAGGCUACCUAUCCCGAUAACUGAGGGCUUGAUAAUAACUAAGCUCUUUCGCAAACUCUUUCGAGAAACAUACUACGGUAAAACUAACUACUGUACUCUGGUUGG
Molecule: messenger RNA, 1502 nt
Organism: Trichoderma harzianum CBS 226.95
Lineage: Eukaryota; Fungi; Ascomycota; Sordariomycetes; Hypocreales; Hypocreaceae
Exons: 4
Coding region: 137-1249 (370 amino acids)
Molecular function (GO): NAD binding
Source: RefSeq, a predicted model, not a curated record